AGACAAACCGUGCAACUAUUUACUUCAGAUCGUGUACGCGACUCAACCGAACGGGAUGAUCUCGCAUCUCAUCCCUUCCACUCCACUCCUCUUACCAAGGCAAUGCGCUUCAAAGGUCAAAUCAAGAAUGUAAACCUUUUUGCAAGUACACAAAGCACCAUGAAACACCAUCAUAUCCCCAAACCAAACUGACACAUCAACAGAGUUCUGCGCCUCUCUAGCAUCCCUCGGUCAAAUCGCCUGGUGUCGUCUCAAUGACGACGAUGUCCAGUUCACCAUUGUCCCCGACCGGGGUAGUCAAGUGUGGUCCGUCUUGAGGAUUGAGACUGUGUUUGACACAUACAUCAUCCAAGCUGCUGCCGAAAGAAACACCAUCAACCUCGAGGUUCCUAUUCAAGCCCUAUCACGAGCCCUCCGAUCGGCAUAUGGCGCCACAUCCACCCAACUGCGGCUGACCAAAAAGGACAAUGUUCCCAUGCUGUCCUUGACCAUUGUCACAAAUACUUUCAGCAGCGGAAACAACGUUGUAGCCCUUCCUUCUAGAGAGGUUGACGACCUAGGCGACUUUGACCUCGACCCUGACCACGAUGUGUCUGCAGCGUACGAAAGCCGCAAUACAGCGAGGGAGAGGGAAACGAUCAUAACACAAGACAUCCCCGUCAAAGUACUGUCGAUGGAAGUGGUGGAGCGGAUCCAUCAGCCCAGGACCCCAGAACCGGACGUCAACAUUUGUCUACCUCCUCUGGCACAAAUCAAGACGAUAUCGGAUCGAUUUACCCGCCUAGCACUGGCGACGUCCAAGAGCUCCGCCAACGCCGGCCCUCGCUUGGAACUUAGCGCCAAUAUGCACGGCUCGCUCAAGAUAUCAGUCAAGACCGAUGCUCUCAACAUCACGAGUCGCUGGACCGGCCUGUCCAACCCAGAACUGAACCCUGACCAGUUCGAAGAUGGCGAAGAAGGCGUUAGGAACCACCCGAGUACUCGAAUGAAAGAGCUGGGUGGCCCUAAUGGCGAAAACGAAGCGGGCUGGUCCAAGGUUCGCAUUGAUGCCAAAGACUGGUCCAGGGUUUUGAGUGUGGGCAGGGUGAGUGCGAGAGUUAUUGCCUGUUUCAUCAACGAAGGCGGUCUUGUUCUCUACGUCUAUCUCCCAAAUGAUGAUGACGGGAGUGAGGAUGAAUCAUGUCUAACGUAUUAUAUCAGCUCUUUUGCAAGCUGACAUAACCCAGCUUUCCCACACUUCUCAUAUUAUAUCAUAGAUGCUCGAGUCAGCAGUGACCCCUAAUGAAUGUAUGAAUGACGA
Messenger RNA from Exophiala mesophila, 1300 nucleotides. RefSeq lists its product as hypothetical. NCBI's taxonomy places the organism in Eukaryota, Fungi, Ascomycota, Eurotiomycetes, Chaetothyriales, Herpotrichiellaceae. Gene Ontology annotation, cellular component: checkpoint clamp complex; nucleolus; site of double-strand break. Bases 476 to 1216 code for a protein of 246 amino acids. The transcript has 2 exons. Gene Ontology annotation, biological process: meiotic DNA integrity checkpoint signaling; mitotic intra-S DNA damage checkpoint signaling; telomere maintenance. The record is from RefSeq and is a predicted model, not a curated record.